AUGUCCUAUGAGGAGCAGAUACAGUUUCUCUGGAAGAUCGAGAAGUCCCACCUCUUCCUCCAGAAGACUCUGAAGCUUUCCUCGGCCCUCGCCUUCACCGACGAAGUCAUCAGAGGCUUCGAGGAAGAGAUGCGGGAGGAGGAGGCGGAGUCAGGCCUCUGCUGGCUCGACGAGACCGGUUGUAUCCUCUGGUCCAACCACCGGUUCUCCCUCCUCACCGGCUACAGUGCGAGGGAGGCGAAGGGCUGCCAGUGGCUCAGCUUCCUGUGCGGGCCCAAGACGGACGAGCAGGAGCAGGAGCGCAUGCUGACCUCUCUUCGCUCCUUCCAGUUCGCGUCCGUCUGCCUCGAGUGCUACCACGAGACCGGUCGCGUCCUCUGGCUUCAGAUCAGCCAGCAGCCUGCCAUGCUGUCGCUGGGGCCUGCAGGCUCGGAGAUGAGCAAGAGCUUCAUCCUGGUGGUAGAGGACGCGGAAACGCUCUUCAACAUCUUCUUCAGCUCCUCCUCCUCCUCAUCAUCAUCAUCAUCAUCCUCGUGCAGCUACGACGGCAUGGACGAGCGGACGCGAUCGACAGCCAUGGAGUUGACCAGGAUGCAGCAAACCUCGAUCUUUGCCGGGCUGAAUGCGCUUGCGCGGGUGAACCAGCGGCAGGAGGAGAGGAGGAGGACAAGGGGGGUGAGGCAGACGAGAAGGAACAUACAGCGGGAGAGGGGAAGGAAGAUCCUUCAGUGGGCCAUCGAGGGAUCGGACAAGGGAAAGCUGCACGCUAAGACCAAGAUCAGGAGCGCGAGCGCUGAGCCGUCGCUGCUGCGGGCGAGGAAGCAGGAGAGCGAGAUCGUGCUGCUGACGGAGGAGGAUAUGGCGCUAGUGAUCGAGUCCGGCCUCCUGUGGCAGCUGCGACACAACAACAUCCUCCGCGACUGGGUGUGGGAGAGCAACGGCUCUCUCCGCUUCCGCCUGGAACGGAACAGCUCCCCUUCUCCUCCUCCCUCCUCCUCUUCCUCCUCCUCACGCAGCGUGAGGAGGAGGGUCGAGCGGGGGCUGCCGGAGGACUUGGAUCGCAUCUUCAGGGAGGACGACGUUCACUGGCACUCGGUGGGACCUCAGAGCUGGUGGAUGGACCUGCUGCACUUCAUGCUGCCCUACCGGCCCAACCAUCUUCCUCGCCUUGCCGAAGCUCUGCUGGGCUACUCGUCCGACCUGUCCUGGCUCUCCAUGCUAGUCAACUCGGGCAAGACAAGCUGA
Messenger RNA from Guillardia theta CCMP2712, 1245 nucleotides. RefSeq lists its product as hypothetical. The record is from RefSeq and is a predicted model, not a curated record. The coding region runs from base 1 to 1245 and encodes 414 amino acids. NCBI's taxonomy places the organism in Eukaryota, Cryptophyceae, Pyrenomonadales, Geminigeraceae. The transcript is spliced from 2 exons.